Messenger RNA from Trichoderma citrinoviride, 3195 nucleotides. Its product is annotated as P-loop containing nucleoside triphosphate hydrolase protein. Lineage: Eukaryota; Fungi; Ascomycota; Sordariomycetes; Hypocreales; Hypocreaceae. Gene Ontology annotation, biological process: cytosolic ribosome assembly. The record is from RefSeq and is a predicted model, not a curated record. Gene Ontology annotation, cellular component: cytosol; ribonucleoprotein complex. The transcript has 2 exons. Gene Ontology annotation, molecular function: GTPase activity; ribosome binding; GTP binding. Bases 1 to 3195 code for a protein of 1064 amino acids.
AUGCCGCUCGUAACACCGGAAAAGCUGGCCAGCUUGCAGAAGCAAUCCCAAGAUGUCCGGAAUAUCUGCAUCCUGGCCCACGUCGACCACGGCAAAACCUCACUCACAGACGCCCUCCUGGCCACCAACGGCAUCAUCUCGCCCAAACUCGCCGGCAAGAUCCGCUACCUCGACUCCAGGCCGGACGAGCAGACCCGAGGCAUCACCAUGGAAUCGUCCGCCAUCUCACUCUACUUCUCCAUGCUGAGGCGAUCUGCUCCUGAUGCUGCUCCCGAGCCCAAGGAGUAUCUCAUCAACCUGAUCGAUUCGCCGGGCCACAUCGACUUCAGCAGCGAAGUGUCGACCGCUUCUCGACUAUGCGACGGCGCCGUUGUCCUGGUGGACGCUGUCGAGGGGGUUUGCAGUCAGACCGUGACCGUCCUGCGACAGAGCUGGAUCGAAAAGCUCAAGCCGCUGCUCGUCAUCAACAAAAUCGACAGGCUCAUCACCGAGCUCAAGAUGACCCCUCAGGAGGCAUACGUCCAUCUCAGCAAACUCCUGGAGCAGGUCAAUGCCGUGCUGGGAAGCUUUUUCCAGGGCGAGCGAAUGGAGGAGGAUCUCAACUGGCGAGUCAAGAUGGAAGAGCGCGUCAAUGCUGCAGCCGCAAGCAAGGCGUCUGUAAGCGAUACUACUUCAGAAGUUUCCGAUUUGCAGUUCGAGGAGCUUGACGACGAGGAUUUGUAUUUCGCGCCCGAGAAGAACAACGUCAUCUUCAGCAGUGCCAUUGAUGGCUGGGCGUUUACCUGCAGGCAGUUUGCGGUUCUGUACGAGAAGAAGCUGGGCAUCAAGCGAGGCAUCAUGGAGAAAUGCCUGUGGGGUAACUUCUACUUGGAUCCCAAGACCAAAAAGGUGCUCGGGCAGAAACACCUCAAAGGCCGCAAUCUCAAGCCCAUGUUCGUCCAGCUGGUUCUCGAGCCGGUUUGGACCGUUUACAGGGCUACUAUUGGCGCUGAUGGAGGCAAAGGAGACCCAGCCCUCCUCGAAAAGGUCACAAAGUCGCUCAACGUCACCAUUGCCCCUCACAUCCUCCGGGCAAGAGAUCCUAGGCUUCUCCUGACUACGGUAUUCUCUUCAUGGCUGCCUCUAUCGACUGCUCUGCUGGUCUCUGUUAUCGAGUCACUACCGUCACCUCCGGUAGCGCAGGCCGAGCGACUACCCUCCGUUAUCGACGAGUCUCCUGACUCCAGCUUCGUGGACAAAACCAUCAGGGAAGCCAUAGUCUCCUUCAAGACGGACAAGUCAGCCCCUGUCGUCGCAUACGUCAGCAAGAUGGUGUCCGUUCCCGAAAGCGAGCUUCCCGAAAACAAGCGGCCCACUGGCCAAAUGUCUGGAGAAGAGGCGAGAGAAUUGGCCCGACAGAAGCGUGCAGCUGCCGCCGCAUUGGCUGCUGCCAACAGUCAAGAUGGAGUAGCCAGCUUGACCGAUGCAUUGGAGGCUGUCGAUCUCGAUGAUGUAAAGCCUGCGGCCGAGGAGGAAAAGGUCGACCCCGAGCAUUUGAUUGGCUUUGCAAGAAUUUUUUCAGGAACUCUCUCCGUGGGAGACACACUAUAUGUCAUCCCUCCCAAGUGGUCACCGGCCAAUCCUCACGCGGACCCUGAGCCUCAGCAGAUCACCGUCAAGUCAUUAUACAUGCUCAUGGGAAGGAGUCUCGAGGCACUCAGCAGUGUGCCGGCUGGUGUCGUCUUCGGCAUUGGAGGCUUGGAUGGCAAGAUUCUCAAAUCGGGAACCCUCUGCAGUAAGCUUGAAGGCGCCGUCAACUUGGCAGGCAUCAGCUUGGCUGGGAAGCCCAUUGUUCGCGUUGCACUUGAGCCCGUCAACCCUGCCGACCUGGAUAAGAUGAUUCAAGGCUUGCAUCUGCUUGUGCAGAGCGACCCGUGUGCGGAAUACGAGCAAUUUGCCAGUGGAGAACACGUUUUGCUUACUGCCGGCGAGCUUCAUCUCGAGAGAUGUCUGUUGGAUCUGAAGGAACGAUUCGCGCGAUGCGAUAUCCAGGCCGGCGCUCCCAUCGUGCCUUACAGAGAGACAAUCGUCAAGGCAGAAGAGAUGCGCCCUCCCGCGAACAAGGAGCUCGGUCGUGGAACUGUCGUUACCUCUACGAGCUCGAAGCAGGUCAACAUGACCAUUCGUGUGCAGCCAUUGCCCGCGAAUGUUACAGAAUUUCUGCUCAAGAACAGUGAUGCUAUCAAGCGCCUGCACAACGUCCGCAAGGCGGCAGAGGAAGCACGUGGAGAAGAGAACGGGGAAGCCAUAGAGGCUGACACGGAGCUUACUGCUGCCACGGCCAUGUCUGCCGAGGAACUCAAGACACAGCUGCAGAAAGAGUUGGAGACCGGAAAGGGCCGCGAAGCAUGGAAAGGCGUGGUAGAUCGAAUCGCAGCAUUUGGACCGAGGCGGACAGGUCCCAACCUCCUCAUUGAUGCCACCAAGGACGGCAUUCUUCCCAAGGUCUUCUCCACGGUCAAGGCAACCGAGGCGGCAUCUGCCGAUUCUGCCGAGAAGCUCCAUCCCAGCCAUCUCUCCGACAAGUUGACGUAUGCUUUCCAGCUGGGGACGGCACAGGGUCAGCUGUGUAACGAACCCAUGCAGGGAGUUGCCGUCUUCGUCGAGGACGUGUCGCUGAGCCUUUCAGAGGACGACACGUCCGCCCGUGAUAAGCUGGGCAGGCUCACAGGAGAGGUCAUCAAGGCCUUUCAGUCGGCCAUGCGCGCAGGCUUCCUUGACUGGUCUCCGAGACUCAUGCUUGCCAUGUACACGCUCGAAAUUCAGACGUCUACCGAAGUCCUGGGCCGAGUGUACGACGUGCUGACCCGUCGCCGGGGCCGUGUGGUGGCUGAGGAGAUGAAGGAGGGCACACCGUUCUUCACCAUCCAAGCUAUGCUGCCCGUGGCGGAGAGUUUUGGGUUCGCGGACGAGAUGCGCAAGCGGACGAGCGGGGCGGCGCAGCCGCAGCUCAUCUUUGCCGGGUUCGAGAUCCUGGACGAAGAUCCGUUCUGGGUGCCGUUUACCGAGGACGACUUGGAGGACCUCGGAGAAUUGGCCGAUAAGGAAAAUGUAGCGAAGAGGUACAUGGAUGGCGUGAGAAAGAAGAAGGGCUUGCUGGUGGAGGGUAGGACUGUGGCCAGAGAUGCGGAGAAGCAGAAGACGCUCAAGAGGUAG